AUAAAUUUCACAGGCUUUCAAUCUGCCGAAGCUAAAUUGCCACAAAAUCAUACCAUUUGACAAAGCUGUUGAUCUCCGGAUAUCGACUCAAUAACAUCAACUGAUUUUGGUUACACUCUGUUGUGAAGAAUUGCCAAUGAAGAGAGAAGAUCUGCAUUUUCACCAUGUCUAAAAACCUGCUGCCUGGGAUGCAAUGUAUAGCAAGGUUUGACCAUACCAAACCUAAGCCACAGGAGCUGACAUUUCGUAAAGGAGACUUGAUCACAAUUGUUAGUGCCUGUGAGAAUAAAGGCUGGUACCAGGCCCAUCACCAUGCCAGUGGCGAUGUGGGUAUCAUUUCUGGUAGUGCACUGCGUGAGCGGCCCCCGAUUAAGGCGAAACCCCAGCUCAGCUUAAUGCCCUGGUUUCAUGGGGCUAUUACUGGACCUCAAGCUGUUCAGGAGCUACAGCCCCCAAAGGAUGGACUAUUCCUGGUGCGCGAGUCCAUCCGGUAUCCUGGGGACUAUGUCCUAUGUGUGUGCUACGGUGGCGAGGUUAUUCAUUAUCGGAUAGAGUACCAGGAUGGGACACUGAGUGUUGAUUGCAGCAAGAAAUUCAGCAACCUCAUCGACAUGAUUGAGUAUUACUCCACUUGUCAAGGAGUGCUAUGCAGUAAGCUACUGAACCCAAAACACAAACAAGGAAUAAAAUCAGCAGAAGAAGUGCUUUCAAAGGCCGGUUGGUUACUAAGUUUUCAGCAUCUGACUCUGGGAAAGAAGAUUGGAGAGGGAGAAUUUGGAGAUGUCAUGCAAGGAGAGUACUUGGGUUGUCCUGUGGCAAUAAAGAAUAUUAAGUGUGAUGCCACUGCACAGAAUUUCUUGGCAGAAACAGCCACAAUGACUAAAUUACAGCACAAAAAUUUGGUUACCCUAAAAGGAGUUGUGCUGCACAAUGGGCUAUAUUUGGUCAUGGAGCUAUUGGCUAAGGGAAAUUUGGUGAACUAUCUGCGAUCUAGAGGACGGAGUAUCGUCCCCCCCCAGCAACUUCGUUUUUCACUGGACGUGGCUGAGGGCAUGGCAUACCUUGAGGAGAAGCGGCUUGUACACCGGGAUUUGGCUGCACGGAAUAUUCUGUUGUCUGAGAAUGACGAUGCAAAAAUCAGUGAUUUUGGUCUGUCCAAGUCACAGCUUCAGCUAGAAGACCUGAGUAGGCUUCCAAUUAAGUGGACUGCACCAGAGGCCCUACACGACAAAAAAUUUUCAUCCCUCUCAGAUGUGUGGAGUUUUGGGGUACUGCUAUGGGAAGUAUAUUCCUAUGGACGGUCACCAUACCCUAAAAUGUCAAUAAAGAAAGCAGUUGAAGCAUUGAAGCAAGGUUACCGUAUGGAGUCCCCUGAGAAUUGUCCACCAGUCAUGUACAGCCUCAUGAGAGACUGUUGGAUGGAGGAGCCAGAGAAACGGCCCACUUUCAAGAAAAUAAAAGAAAAAUUAGAGAAAAUGCUAAGGGAGAGUGAGUUCUGAGAUAAGAAGCAUUCCAACUACUUAUCUGCCACCAACCUGAAGACAUCAGUUAGAUUACCAGAUGAUAUGCUAGUGACAUUUGUCAACAGGUGUUUUGAUGACAUAGGCAUUUGUAAAAUUUGUAAUAUAUGAGGACAUGAGCGGAAAUCAGCAAGCAGUAUUUGUGUUCCACUUUCAUCUGUCUGUUUUGAACCAGACCACAAUAUCACACGAUAUUCAAUCAUUGUUUUUAAUUUGGCCCCUUGACCUACCCAAAUUGACCUACUCAAAUUGUUAGAAAAAAAAAUGGAGGUACCACCACUGCACCGGUUGUACUUUUGGCUUUUACACACACACAAUAUAUAUAUAUAUAUAUAUAUAGAUUAUUUAAUACUUAAAAUAUAGUAAAUGCAGAUAAAAUCAUUAAGAGUUCUCGAGUGGCAUCACUUCCUUCGUCUAGGGGUUAAUACUUUAUGCCCAGGUAGCACAAAUAAAGAGCAUGUAGGCAGACUAUGCAAGGCUAAGACAGUUAGGCUACAUUGGGAGUCAGUAAAGAUGUUAUAGGCCAAAUUAUCACACAAUACAGCUACACAAAUACUUUUCACACUAUUUAAGAGGGGGGUAUUUCACUAGCAUUUACCCCUAGGCGAAUAAGCAGCAAUGCACUCUACUUUGUGGAGUGUCCCAGGAAACCUUCAAACUGCUACUGCUCGGGGUCCAGUCCACGUAAAUCACUUUAUGGACCUAAUCAUCUAGGAACCCCGGGCUAUGCAUCGAUACCUGGAGAUUGCCACCGCUCCCUUGGGAUCACCCCGAAACCAAAGAUUUAGGGUUAUACGGGCAUUGCUGUGUUUGGUGGCCUGAUUGUGGCGCCGGGCUGUCUGGGCAGGGUUUUAUUUGUGGUGAUGGGAUUAUCUGCUUUUUCUGAUAGAGUUUUGUAUAUAAGGCUGCAUGUUUUCACAAUAAAGUGUUCAUUGUUUUAAGCUCAA
This is a messenger RNA of Spea bombifrons (plains spadefoot toad), 2467 nucleotides long. RefSeq names its product megakaryocyte-associated tyrosine kinase (gene MATK). The coding region runs from base 165 to 1499 and encodes 444 amino acids. Gene Ontology annotation, molecular function: protein tyrosine kinase activity; protein binding; ATP binding. The record is from RefSeq and is a predicted model, not a curated record. The transcript has 13 exons. Gene Ontology annotation, biological process: protein phosphorylation. NCBI's taxonomy places the organism in Eukaryota, Metazoa, Chordata, Amphibia, Anura, Pelobatidae.